AUGGCGGGUAAUGAAUUAGUCACCGUUGAUGGCAAUGAAGCGAGCGACAAUUUAAAUCAUCAUGGGUUGAAACAUGGACAGUUUAACGUACAACAAACUAAAGAAGAAAGGAGACAGAUACGAAAAGGAUACCGGAUUCUUAUCGAUGACUUAAAAACAAACGUACAUGACUUUAUUAGUCCAAGCUCUUGCAGACUAGAUGAGGCACUGACCGAGACAAAUGAGCUAUAUAAAAAUGUGAAAAAAACAUCAGAGAAAGUGCUAGACUCAUUGGCUGUCCGAAUCAUAUCAACUUACGGUCGCCAAACACAAGCUGUUCAAACGGAUUUCAUCGUACCAGAAGAGUUUGCUGAAAAGCUGAUAACAUUCCUUGGUGGCCGGCAAGUGGAAGACAGUUGUGGACCUAUUGUGAUAUCAAGAUGUGGAUGGUCAGCCCUCGGAAAGUCUACCCGAAAAUUCUUCAGUAAAUCACCACCACUUCAUAUCAUGGGUGGAACAUUCUAAAGAGAGGCUGUUGUCAAGAGGAAAUCAAAUAGACCAGAAAAAAUUGUAAGACAAAAAGAAAAUGAAAAACAAAGCAAGACGACAGUUCCCAAAAAGUUGAAAACUUUUGAUGAUAUUGGUGACCUGGGCCCAUCACAACAUGUAGCCAGAGUGCUUAAACUUCUGCGAGACUCUUACCAACAGGAAGACCUCUGUUUUUUUUUCUUUGUCCUUGACCCCGAUUCCUUUGGUCAUACAGUAGAGAACAUAUUUCACACGUCUUUUCUAAUCACGUCCUACCUAGAUGUUAAUAUGUUUGAUAAGGGUAUGGACCUUAAGCUUUAUGAAUUAUUAAUUCAAAGAAUCAAACGCCAAGAUAAACCAGUAGGUGAUGAUGGAGAUGAAGGAUCCACAUUGUCAAACGGCAGAAACCACCAAACAAGAAUUUCCAUAGCACCUGCAGAAUGGAAGGAACUGGUGGAAGUUUUUGGUGAGAAGAAAGCAGCCAUUUCACAUACCAGCUCUACUACCACUUGA
Ylistrum balloti is the source of this 1020-nucleotide messenger RNA. Its product is annotated as EP300-interacting inhibitor of differentiation 3-like. The record is from RefSeq and is a predicted model, not a curated record. NCBI's taxonomy places the organism in Eukaryota, Metazoa, Mollusca, Bivalvia, Pectinida, Pectinidae. Gene Ontology annotation, cellular component: nucleus; Smc5-Smc6 complex. Gene Ontology annotation, biological process: DNA repair.